UAUAAGUGGCUGGCGGCGAGCGCGCUUCAGUCAGUCCGCCCGCCCGAACAAUGCCUUCGCCGCCGGGGCCGGGCAGCCGCGGCUGAGCGCGGCGGGAGCCCCGGGCAGCGGACGCGCUUGCCGGCCACCGCCGCUCCCGGCGGAGGGGCUGGCGGGGGAACGGGCGCUCGCACGCCGCGAGCAUGUGGAUACCCACGGAGCACGAGAAGUACGGCGUGGUAAUUGCUGGUUUUCGAGGGACAGUCCCACAUGGCCUAUCACUGGAGAUUGGAGACACUGUUCAAAUAUUAGAGAAAUGUGAUGGAUGGUACAGAGGAUUUGCCUUAAAAAACCCCAAUGUUAAGGGCAUAUUUCCAUCUAACUACAUUCACUUGAAGAAUGCAUGUGUUAAGAACAAAGGACAAUUUGAAAUGGUUAUUCCAACAGAAGAUUCUGUUAUUACAGAAAUGACAUCAACUCUAAGAGACUGGGGAACUAUGUGGAAACAACUCUAUGUGAGGAAUGAGGGGGAUCUCUUUCACCGGCUGUGGCACAUAAUGAACGAAAUCCUAGACCUGCGAAGGCAGGUCCUUGUUGGCCACCUCACCCAUGAUCGAAUGAAGGAUGUCAAGCGACACAUCACUGCUCGUCUGGACUGGGGCAACGAACAGCUGGGGCUUGACUUAGUUCCAAGAAAAGAGUAUGCUAUGGUGGAUCCUGAAGACAUCAGCAUUACAGAGCUCUACAGGCUGAUGGAACAUCGCCAUCGAAAAAAAGACACACCAGUACCAGCUAGCAGCCACCAUCUUUUUGUUCAGAUGAAGAGUUUAAUGUGCUCCAAUCUGGGAGAGGAACUGGAAGUAAUCUUUUCACUCUUUGAUAGUAAAGAAAAUCGACCCAUCAGUGAAAGAUUUUUUUUAAGACUGAAUAGAAAUGGUUUGCCAAAAUGUCCAGAAAAGCCUGAAAGACACUGUUCUCUCUUUGUGGACUUGGGUAGCAGUGAACUCAGGAAGGACAUCUAUAUCACUGUGCACAUUAUCCGAAUAGGACGAAUGGGAGCUGGAGAAAAGAAAAAUGCCUGCAAUGUACAGUAUAGACGUCCCUUUGGCUGUGCAGUCCUCAGUAUUGCAGAUUUGCUGGCAGGAGAUUCAAAGGAUGACCUUGUCUUAAAAGUCUACAUGUGCAACACAGAGAGUGACUGGUAUCAGAUCCAUGAAAAUAUCAUUAAAAAGCUGAAUGCACGUUACAACUUGACAGGCUCCAAUGCAGGUCUGGCAGUUUCUCUUCAGUUGCUUCAUGGAGACAUAGAACAAAUUAGGAGGGAGUAUACAUCCAGAUUUACCCAUGGAGUAUCUAUAACAAGGAAAUUAGGUUUUUCCAAUAUUAUAAUGCCGGGUGAAAUGAGGAAUGAUUUAUAUAUCACUGUAGAAAGAGGAGAAUUUGAAAAAGGAGGGAAAAGUGUGGCCAGAAAUGUGGAAGUGACAAUGCAUGUGGUGGACAGCAGUGGUCAAAUCUUAAAGGAUUUUAUCUCAUUUGGCUCUGGAGAGCCACCAGCCAGCGAAUACCAUUCUUUUGUGCUUUAUCAUAACAAUUGCCCCAGGUGGGCUGAGCUGCUGAAACUUCCUAUUCCUGUGGAUAAGUUCAGAGGAGCUCACAUCCGCUGUGAAUUCCGGCACUGUUCCACAAAAGAAAAGGGUGAGAAGAAGUUGUUUGGCUUUUCUUUCAUGCCCCUGAUGCAGGAAAAUGGGAGGACUCUGCCAGAUGGCACCCAUGAACUAAUUGUACACAAGUGUGAAGAAAAUGCAAACCUUCAGGAUUCUGGUCGCUACCUCAAACUCCCCUUUUCAAAGGGAAUAUCCCUAGGAAACAACAGCCAAGCAGUAAAAACCACUAAAGAGUCCUUCUGGAUUACAUCUUUUCUCUGCUCCACUAAACUCACACAAAAUGGAGAUAUGCUUGACCUUCUGAAGUGGAGAACCCACCCAGACAAAAUUGCAGGUUGCCUCUCAAAAUUAAAAGAAAUUGAUGGUUCAGAAAUAGUGAAGUUUCUUCAAGAUACACUAGACACUUUAUUUGGGAUUUUAGAUGAAAAUUCUCAAAAAUAUGGAUCAAAAGUAUUUGAUUGCUUGGUUCACAUAAUAAAUUUGCUGCAGGACAGCAAGUUUCACCACUUUAAGCCAGUAAUGGACACUUACAUUGAAAGUCAUUUUGCAGGAGCACUUGCAUACAGAGAUCUUAUAAAAGUACUGAAGUGGCAUAUUGAUCGAGUCACUGAGGUGGAGCUUCAUGAUCACAUACAGGAAGUACUAAAGGCACAGGAAUAUAUCUUUAAAUACAUAGUUCAAUCUCGAAGAUUAUUCUCUAUUGCUACUGGUGGACAAAAUGAGGAGGAAUUUCGCUGCUGUAUUCAAGAGCUCCUUAUGUCAGUACGCUUCUUCCUGUCUCAGGAGAGCAAAGGAACAAGUGCUUUAUCCCAACUACAAGCUGUGUUUCUCAGCUCAUUCCCAUCAGUGUACUCAGAACUUUUGAAGCUCUUUGAUGUGAGAGAAGUGGCAAAUUUGGUUCAUGAUGCUUUGGGCAGCUUGCCAACAGUGAUGCAUGGGGAUGAAUCCCUUCAAGCUGUUAAACUGCAGAGUAUUGGGAAAACUGUGGAGAGUCACCUGUACACUAACCCAGAUUCUCGAUGCAUUCUUCUUCCAGUAGUUUUACAUCAUCUCCACAUGCAUUUACAGGAGCAGAAGGACCUUAUAAUGUGUGCCCGUAUCCUUAGCAACAUAUUUUGCCUCAUCAAGAAGAACAGCUCAGAAAAAUCAGUCCUGGAAGAAAUUGAUGUGAUUGUAAACAGUCUGCUAGAUAUUCUGUUAAGGACCAUACUAGAGAUCACCAGCCGACCACAACCAUCAGGCUCUGCUCUGCGCCUCCAGUUUCAAGAUGUGACUGGAGAAUUUGUCUCCUGUUUACUGUCACUCUUGCGACAAAUGACUGAUAGACACUAUCAACAGCUUCUUGAUAGCUUCAACACAAAGGAAGAUCUGAGGGAUUUCCUGCUGCAGAUUUUCACAGUAUUUCGGAUACUAAUACGACCAGAGAUGUUUCCAAAAGACUGGACAGUGAUGCGUUUGGUUGCAAACAAUGUGAUCAUUACUACAGUCUUGUACCUUUCGGAUGCCCUUCGUAAAAACUUCUUAAAUGAAAACUUUGAUUACAAGAUAUGGGAUUCCUACUUUUUUCUUGCUGUCAUUUUUAUAAACCAGUUAUGUCUGCAACUGGAGAUGUUCUCACCUUCCAAGAAGAAAAAGGUUUUAGAAAAAUAUGGUGACAUGAGGGUAACAAUGGGAUGUGAAAUCUUCAGUAUGUGGCAAAAUUUAGGAGAACACAAACUUCACUUUAUUCCAGCAUUGAUUGGCCCUUUCCUGGAAGUGACCUUGAUCCCUCAGCCAGACCUGAGGAAUGUAAUGAUUCCUAUUUUCCAUGACAUGAUGGAUUGGGAGCAAAGGCGAAGUGGCAACUUUAAACAGGUGGAAGCAAAGCUGAUUGACAAACUGGACAGCCUAAUGUCAGAAGGUAAAGGUGAUGAAACAUACCGAGAACUCUUCAACAGUAUUCUGCUGAAGAAAAUUGAGCGGGAAACAUGGAGGGAAAGUGGUGUUUCAUUAAUUGCCACUGUGACUCGCCUCAUGGAGAGGCUCCUGGACUACAGGGACUGCAUGAAAAUGGGAGAAGUGGAUGGCAAAAAGAUUGGCUGCACUGUUAGCCUUUUGAAUUUUUACAAGACUGAACUGAACAAGGAAGAGAUGUAUAUUCGCUAUAUUCAUAAGCUCUAUGACCUACAUCUGAAAGCACAAAACUUCACAGAGGCUGCCUACACGCUCCUGCUGUACGAUGAGCUGCUGGAGUGGUCUGAUCGGCCGCUCAGGGAAUUCCUCAACUACCCCAUGCAAACAGAGUGGCAGCGUAAGGAGUGUCUCCAUCUGACCAUCAUUCAAAACUUUGACAGGGGAAAGUGUUGGGAAAAUGGCAUUAUCUUAUGCAGGAAAAUUGCAGAACAGUAUGAGAGCUACUAUGACUACAGAAACCUCAGCAAGAUGAGGAUGAUGGAAGCAUCUCUAUAUGAUAAAAUUAUGGAUCAACAGCGUUUGGAGCCAGAAUUUUUCAGAGUUGGUUUCUACGGGAAAAAGUUCCCAUUCUUCUUGAGAAAUAAGGAAUUUGUUUGCCGAGGACAUGACUAUGAAAGGCUGGAGGCCUUCCAGCAGCGAAUGUUGAAUGAGUUCCCACAUGCCAUUGCUAUGCAACAUGCUAAUCAGCCAGAUGAGACCAUCUUUCAGGCAGAAGCACAGUAUUUGCAGAUUUAUGCAGUGACACCAAUUCCAGAAAACCAGGAAGUCUUGCAGAGAGAUGGCAUUCCUGAUAAUAUCAAGAGCUUUUACAAAGUAAACCACAUCUGGCGAUUCCGAUAUGACAGACCAUUUCACAAAGGGACCAAGGACAAGGAAAAUGAAUUCAAGAGUCUGUGGGUAGAGAGAACCACACUGAUCUUGGUGCAGAGUUUACCUGGAAUAUCUCGUUGGUUUGAAGUAGAAAAACGUGAAGUGGUGGAAAUGAGUCCCCUUGAGAAUGCUAUUGAAGUCUUAGAAAAUAAGAACCAGCAGUUAAGAACACUGAUUAGUCAGUGUCAAACUCGACAGAUGCAGAACAUUAACCCUCUCACAAUGUGUCUAAAUGGGGUCAUUGAUGCAGCAGUUAAUGGUGGAGUUGCUAGAUACCAAGAGGCAUUCUUUGUCAAAGAAUACAUCUUGAACCACCCAGAAGAUGGAGAGAAGAUCACACGCUUAAGAGAACUUAUGCUUGAGCAGGCCCAAAUUCUAGAGUUUGGCUUGGCUGUGCAUGAGAAGGUGGUGCCGCAGGAUAUGAGGCCAUUGCACAAAAAGCUGGUGGAUCAGUUCUUUGUGAUGAAGUCAAGCUUGGGAAUACAGGAGUUUUCUGCCUGUGUACAAGCCAGCCCUGUUCAUUUCCCAAAUGGAAGUCCUCGUGUAUGUCGGAAUUCUAUACCCAUUUCUAUGAGCCCUGAUGCUGCCAGGGUAAUACCACGACGCAGCCCCUUGAGUUACCCAGCUGUCAAUCGGUAUUCAUCCUCAUCACUGUCAUCCCAAGCUUCUGCUGAAGUCAGCAACAUCACUGGGCAGUCGGAAAGCUCAGAUGAAGUUUUCAACAUGCAGCCUAGUCCAUCUACCUCAAGCCUGAGUUCUACUCAUUCUGCUUCACCUAAUGUGACCAGUUCUGCUCCAUCCAGUGCCAGAGCUUCUCCUCUGUUAUCCGACAAACAUAAGCAUUCCCGAGAAAACUCUUGCCUGUCUCCCAGAGAGAGGCCCUGCAGUGCCAUCUACCCUACUCCUUUGGAAACUUCUCAGAGAAUGCUGUUUAAUCAUAUUGGAGAUGGUGCUUUGCCACGAAGUGAUUCCAAUCUGCCCGGCUCUGACAAAGCUGUAAACACCACCCCCAGCAGCUGGAGCCUGGACAGUGGGAAGGAAGCCAGAAACACAUCAGAAAGUGGAAAGCUUAUAUCUCCUCCUGUACCACCAAGACCUGCACAGACUGCAUCACCAGCAAGACACAUAGCCUCCAUUUCCCCUUCUCCUGCUGGAAGAUCACCAAUGAAGGGGUCUGUGCAAUCAUUCACACCAUCUCCAGUGGAGUAUCAUUCCUCGGGGCUCAUAUCCAACUCCCCAGCGCUGUCAGGGAGUUACAGCAGCGGCAUCUCUUCGCUCAGCCGAUGUAGCACAUCAGAAACAUCAGGCUUUGAAAGCCAAGGCAGUGAACCAGCAGUGACUGUCCCAAGCUACAGCAUUUCUGAGGAGCCUGUGAGAAAAGAAAGCAAAACCCCGCCACCUUACAGCGUGUAUGAGCGGACUUUGAAGCGCCCCGUUCCUCUACCUCACAGCCUCUCCAUCCCGCCCGCCGCAGACCCCCCGGCACUGCCACCCAAGCCACAGCUUGUUCGGCCAAACAACCUGGAAAACAGCAGCAGGAGGACUGAGCAGGUUCCCCGGCCCAGGCCUCUGCCCCGCAAAGUCUCUCAGCUAUGAGAAGCCACUUUUAUAUUUAAUUGCAACACAUUCUUUACUGUUUAAGAAAUAAUAUUUUUUAAAAAUGGUAAAACUCAUUUAGUUAGGCACUUUAAUAUUUUGUCCACCUUUUCUUUUGAGUAAUUUUGAAAUGCUUAUUAAUAUUAUGUUGCACAUUUUAAAUGAAAUUACUAAUUUAGGUUACCAGAUAUUAUAGGAAGCAUGAAUGAGAGGAUUUUUUUUUUUUUUAAUUUUGUGGUGGUGAAUACUGAUAAAUGUUUUUAUUUAUAAAAUCUAAAACCCUACAACUCUCAUCUGAGUUAGCUGAAUGCUUCUUACAAAAUGCAGAAUAUACUGACUGGAUCUUUACUACUAGAGAUAAAUGCACGCUUUCUAACAAAGUAGUCUGUAGACUAGGAUGUUUCUGCAAGUAGGCUGAAAGUUGUUUCUCUUAUCUGAUGAACAGGUUGGUAAUUUCAAAUGUAUGUGGCAAAACUGAGAUAUAAUGCAAGUUAUCUAGCAGAGGACUGUUGUAAGAAUGUGGUUUGGAAUUUUUGAAACACACACUUGGCUUAUUUUUUUUUAAGAUGGAAAAAUACCUGUAUUUCAUUCAGCAUACAGCACCAUUCUGGUGAAUCACGAUAAGGUUUUGUGCCAUUAGUAUACGUACCUGACACAUCUUUUUCUUUUUGAGGUGCAAUUUACUUUUAUUCUUCCAGUUAAUGUAUUUUUUUGUUGUUGUUUUAGUUUCAGAUUUUUUAUGAAUGCUCUCUGCUGUUCUUGGAAGCUCACCCUAAAAUACAAUCUGUAUAUUAAACAGGUACAAAUGAAUUGUUCAUUUAACUUGUGUACAAGAGUCAAUACUGACUAGUAUCAAGGCAAUUCACUAAAUGAGCCAAUUUUUAAAAAUAAAAAUGGCUGGUUUACAAUCCACUCAUUUCAAAAGCUAAUUGUGAUGGUCAUUAAUAAUUUUCUAAAAGUCUGGUAAAAAUUCUGAACAGUUCCUUGGAUGUGUAUGUGCCAUUGGAGCCAGGCUUUUGAUUCGCUUUUUAGCUUGAGUUCAUCACCAUCAUCUUUAUUGUUGAGAAUGGUGUUUGGCCUUAGGUUGUAUUUUAGUGACUGGCAUCUGAAGAGCUCUGGAAAGCUAAUGCCAAGACAUAGGAAUGUGGAGGGGAAGGAAGGAAAAAAAAGCACCUUCUGUAUGUUUUGUAUCCUCUUUCUUUUAUUGACUGUUUAAAUGUGCUUGGGAACAGAUGUGUGAACUGCAUUUUAAAUCAUAUUGUUAAAAAUAUUCUCCCUCUUUUGUUGGGAAGCUCAUGUUGAUCUUAGCUGUGUUUGAUUUGUUGAUAGUUUAACUGGAAGAAAGUGACCACUUUUUUAUAUUCUCUCAAUUAAACCUUCAGCAGUUACAAGCUGUUGACAGUAGUUAUAGAAGUUUUCUAUAAUAAAUGUUCAAGUAUUUUUGUACAUAAUUGGUAAAUUUUAAUAAGGAGUGUACCAUUAUGUGAAAAAGAAGCAAACAGUUGUGUAUGCAGUAAGAUUGUUAUAAUUAUGCCAAAUACUUUAUGUAUGGAAAAAAGAAUAUUUGUAAAUAUGUGCUUUUAACAAUAAUUCUGCCAUAUUGACUUUACAAUUUUGAAUGUCAGAAAAAAAAUAAUAUAUGUUAAAAUAUUUAUGUUUUAGUGAAAGUAUUCAUAACUUGAAAAGGAACAUAUGAAUUUUAGCUUUGUAUCUUGCUGAUUUCAAAAUCUGAAAUUCCUUGAACUAGCUCUUGCUUUCUACUAUAACAUUUUUAUGUCUGUAACCACAUCAUAAAACCUGUAGAAGGCUACAUAUUUAUGCUGAUAUAAAAAGUAAUGCCUGAAAUUUAAAUAAGGUGUCACAAGUAAGAUAACAAAGCUGCUCUGAUUUUUUUUUCCACCCAUGUAAUUUAAUAGAUUUUGUUGACUAGUGCUUGAGCACAGUACAGUAUGGAUCAGUGUUAUUUGCUCCUGAAGCCUUUUUUUUUUUUAAUUUCUGGCAGUAAGCAGAGUUGAUGACUUUAUCAUUUGCGUGCAUUACUGGUCAGCUUUGCAGCAAAACAUUUCACAAAGUCUCUGUUUACCUAGAAACUCGUAUUGGUUGCUGCAUAAUGUUAGUAUGAAAUAAAAGAACUUGAUUAAUCUUUACAGUACAACUUGUUUUCUACAGAACAAGAGAUUCUAAUUCAGUUACCCACAGAAUGGAACUUCUGACUCCUUGUCUUGCUAAAUACUUUUUUUUUUCUGUUAAAAAUCUCCUGAUUGAGUUUUCUCCCUAUUUGGACCCAUAAUUGCUUUGUGAGACAAGGUGGGGAGAAUAUUGAUAUGCUCUUCUGAACAAGUGAAGAACGCAAAAUUUACUAGAGAGUUCACUGUAAAUUAACCUGCAUGAGCAUUCUGUUGUUAUAACCAGGACAUCAGAAAUACUCUGAAUGACAGAAAAUGGUGUAAAAUUGACAAAGUACUCUUAAGCCGAGUUGACACAUUUUCUGCUUAGCCAGUUUUGACAAAUUGAUUCUGUAGAUCAGUUUUUCAACCUGAUUACCUAUAAAAAAUGUAGUAUGAAAUUUUGUUAAGUAUGUUGCAAUACCCACUGCUUGAAAACCUAAUGUAAAUAAAGGUCUUGUUUGA
Poecile atricapillus (Black-capped chickadee) is the source of this 8692-nucleotide messenger RNA. Its product is annotated as dedicator of cytokinesis protein 4. Gene Ontology annotation, biological process: small GTPase-mediated signal transduction; cell chemotaxis. The record is from RefSeq and is a predicted model, not a curated record. Bases 183 to 6062 code for a protein of 1959 amino acids. The transcript has 52 exons. Gene Ontology annotation, molecular function: small GTPase binding; GTPase activator activity; guanyl-nucleotide exchange factor activity. NCBI's taxonomy places the organism in Eukaryota, Metazoa, Chordata, Aves, Passeriformes, Paridae. Gene Ontology annotation, cellular component: plasma membrane; cytoplasm.